Molecule: messenger RNA, 2452 nt
Organism: Ostrinia nubilalis (European corn borer)
Lineage: Eukaryota; Metazoa; Arthropoda; Insecta; Lepidoptera; Crambidae
Exons: 4
Coding region: 34-2247 (737 amino acids)
Source: RefSeq, a predicted model, not a curated record
UCUUUAGGACCCUUCAUUUGCGAAACCUGAGCCAUGAGAUUAGUAUUAAUUUUACUUGCAAUUUCUCUUCAAAAACGAAUCCAUUGCCAUGAUUCCGAAAGCGCCGAGGUAAAUCGUAUAGAAAUAACACCUUUCUAUGACACAAUUAUAUUCAACGACGUGAUAGACAUAAUCAACGAACUGAACAGAAAUUCUCCAUUCAAUGCAUUUACAAACAGCGACAGUGAAAGCGACGAAAACGUUGAAGAUUUACUGUCAGAUUACCAACGGUAUUUGGACAAGGCGCAUGAACAAAGACGAAUUUAUCUAGAAAAGUCAAAUAAAACUAAAAACAAAGUGCCGACUUUACGACAUGAUACUUUUGUCAAGGCAAAUUUACCUUCGGCGUUCGAAAAAUAUAAUAGUUAUUACAGCCCCAACCAAUUUUAUAACUCAGGCAUGUUCAAAUAUCCACCUACAGGGUUCAGUAAUCCAUUAGAUUUAUUUGUUCCAAUAAAUCCACCACUAUCAUAUUUCAAGGCACCUGAUGAUGACUCAGUGAAUUCCAGAAAACUUCUCGAUGGUGAAUCGCCAAAUUCAGAUAAACUACUUGGUGACAAAAAAACAAUUAUUUUGCCACCUCUAUUCAAAAGUUCUGUUAAACAUGAUUUUACUAAAUCACCUUGCAUGUGUACAUCUUCAACAAUACCGUGCAAAUGUAACUGUAAACAAUGUUUUGUACUACUUGAUUCGCUGAAUACGGUUAAAAAUGGUCCGCAAAGUCCAGAAUUGACUAGAAAAGUAUUUUCCCAAAAUUCUUUAUCUGUUGAUCCUAAAAUUCAAGAGCAUUUAUUAGAGGACAUGAGUGAAAAUCCGAAUACCAUAAAUGUUAAAAUUAAGGUUGAUGUACAGUUACCGAAAAUGCUAAACAUCGGAAAACAAUUUAAUCGCGACAGUGCUACAGAGUAUGAAGAUAAUUCAAAAGAGCUAACGUCGAACAUAAGAAUACCCACGACAUCAUUUAACUUUCCAGUUCCUCUUGAUAUGUUUGGUUACAGAAGACUUCCAAAAAUAAGUAAACACGAUUCAGCACCUUUCCGAAAAAUUACAAUUCAUAAGAGAAAGAAGUCACGUCCAAAUAGCAAUAGCAAUAAGAAGCACCGUAAGAAACUCAUAGCUUUCCAUAAUGUUAAAAUGUCUCCAGCUCAAACAUUGAAGCCAAGCCAAGCCAUAAACGUGCACCAUAAUGCCAGCAUCAAAAGUCUAAAAAGUGAGAAUUUAAACGAAACCAUUCAAAUAAAUGCACCAGCAACAAUGACUUUAAAACCAGAGAUAGCCAAUACCACGACAACAAACCCAGAUUUGAAAAAUAGCACACAGUUUGAAGAAAGUAUAUACUUUAUGGUUAAUAUAUCCCAUAACAAUGAAAAUGACACUGAUGAGGUUCGUAGAACUGGAAAUAGUAUUGAGCUUGACCCUAAAACAAAACCAAAUAUAAGUACUCCAUCUAUUUUUCGUAAAAAACGUGACAUACAUGUAGAAAAUAAUAACCAAACCAGUUCACAGAAUAAUACUAAAGAAUCGAAUGAAAAUCUAAAUGUAAUGCCUAAAGACACAAAAUUUGAUAGUAAAGCGAAAAAGGCUCCCGAAAAAGGAUUUUCAGAAGAGGAAUUACUAUAUUGGCCAAUCACUACGAAGAACAAAGUUUCCUUUGUCAAACCCUCGAAUAUAACCGACAUAAUACUACAAAGGGAGCAUAAAAAAACCAAACUCAAUAUCACUAAGGAGACGAUUCGAAAUAAUCGGACGAAAGCUCUAGAACAAGCUAUAUUUGGACAAGUUGACUGGGAUGACAUGGAUGCGGUAGCACCCACCUUUUUAUCUUUUGUUGGAAAAUAUAUCAAUGGAAUUGUUACGUUUUGCUCACAAAAAAUAUGUCAUUCUAUGAAAUGUGCUGAAAAGACUUGCAUUCAUAGAGUCUGUAAACCAGAGGACAGAUUUAAUCAUAUAGGACACUGUUCUGGAUCUAACAAAACUGAUAGCGUAGCUUCAAUGGAAUCCAUAAUGGAUUUACCUUCAAACGUCGUAUUCGAAAUUGUAGAUAUGUUGCAAGAUAAGAUGCUAGGGAAAAUACAUGGUAAAGUAACUCUAUGCAUCAAUUUGAAAUGUAUUACUUUUGCAGCGUCAAAGAAAAUUUUCAUCAAGUCUAAAUGUGUCGUUAAAAGCUUGAAUAAAAUGGGGCAUUGCCCCAAUAUGAAGAAAUCUUAAAAUUAGGCUUAUCACUAGUUUAGAAAAUGUUUACAAAAUAAGUGUACAACAUGCAACACCAUAAUAUUUAUAAACAUUGAUACUGAUUAGCAGCGUUCAGGAUUGGCUUAUUACCGUAAAUGAUGAUAAAUCGUGUAGACGUUGAUUUAAAUAAGACUCAAGUGUGAAUAAUGGUUCAAUUAAAUACUAAUGCAACUGCAAUGUU